Colletotrichum karsti is the source of this 2934-nucleotide messenger RNA. RefSeq lists its product as uncharacterized. The record is from RefSeq and is a predicted model, not a curated record. Gene Ontology annotation, molecular function: iron ion binding; heme binding; oxidoreductase activity, acting on paired donors, with incorporation or reduction of molecular oxygen. Bases 1 to 2934 code for a protein of 977 amino acids. The transcript is spliced from 6 exons. NCBI's taxonomy places the organism in Eukaryota, Fungi, Ascomycota, Sordariomycetes, Glomerellales, Glomerellaceae.
AUGAAAGAGCACAACACCACGAUUCAUUGGCACGGCCUCAGCAUGCGAAUGGCACCAUUUUCUGAUGGCACACCUGCAGCAAGUCAAUGGCCCAUCGCACCCGAGAACUUCUUCGAUUACGAAGUCUACCCCCUACGAUCGGAAAGUGGUACCUAUUUCUACCAUUCACAUGUCGGCUUCCAGGCGAUGACAGCUGCGGGCCCUUUGAUCAUCGAAGACCGGGCAGAACCUCCUUACGCUUACGAUGAAGAAAGAAUCAUUCUUUUAUCCGACUACUUCAACAAGACAGACGCCCAAAUCGAGAAAGGCUUGAUUUCGACACCGUUUACGUGGUCUGGUGAGACGAAUGCUGUUCUCAUAAACGGUGUUGGGGUAUCCAUCGACGAGACAGCAGGGAAAGGAAACUGCAAGCUUCCAGUCAUCGACGUCGAGCCCGGAAAAACGUACCGAAUGCGCUUCAUUGGCGGGACUGCCCUCUCAUUGGUCCAGAUGGGCAUUGUUGACCACGACAACUUCACCAUCAUUUUGGCGGAUGGAUCGUACACCAAACCACAUACCGAGAAGUUCAUGCAGCUGUCUUCGGGUCAACGUUUUGACGCUAUUUUUACCACCAAGAGCGAGCAAGAGUUGAUCGGAACAACUGAUUAUCUUAUUCAGCUUGAGACCAAGGAUCGGCCAAAAGUCUACCAAGGCUACGGAGUUCUUCGAUACUCGAAAACCAAAGUGCAGAUCAGCAAGGCACCAGCAACACCACCAUUGUCGCUCUCCAACAAAACGUAUGAGUGGGCCGAAUACGCAUUAGAGCCGCUCAAACCCAACAACUUUCCAAAGGCAAGCGAAGUGACGCGCCGCAUCCAUAUCGAUAACCGGCAGCUUGCAACGCAAACAACGAUCUGGCAAAUCAAUGGUUUGCAAUGGAACGAAACAUCCUCACCAUACCCUGGGGAUAAACCUUACCUGAUCAAUAUCUUUGAGAAUGGUCCUUCUGCGAUGCCCAAUUACACCGCCGCGCUCAAUAAUAAGGGCUGGGACCCAACAACGUUGACUUGGCCCGCAAAGCUGGGCGAGGUUCUUGAAAUCAUUUUGGAAAACACUGGCUCUCUUGUUAACGCCAAUGGCGGCGUCGACUUCCACCCUUGGCAUGCCCAUGGUGGACACUUUUGGGACAUUGGAAGCGGUAAUGGGACGUACAAUGCCACCGAAAACGAAGAGAAGUUGAAGAACUACAAUCCCGUGCGCAGGGAUACGACAAAUCUUUAUCGGUACGGCGAGAAGACAACAUCAGGGUCUAAUGCUGGCUGGAGAGCAUGGCGGUUGCGCGUGGAAGAUGCCGGUGUUUGGAUGAUUCACUGUCACAUUUUGCAACACAUGGUGAUGGGCAUGCAGACUGUCUGGGUGAUGGGAGAUUACCAAGACAUCACGGGCAUUCCUUUUGUGGAUGCGGCUGGAUACCUGGAAUACAACGGGAACGCCACGGGCAACGCCACCUACGCCCCAACUGUCUUGCUGUAUGGCGCUGGCCGCGCGAUCUACAACGUCUAUUUUCAUCCUUUGAGCCAAUAUCCAGGUCCUCGACUGUGGGCGAUAAGUCGCCUUCCAUGGAAUCUUGUCAACCUCAAGGGCAGUUUAGCCUUCCGGAUCCAGGAAUUGCACGAGAAGUAUGGACCAGUUGUGAGGAUUGCGCCUGACGAGCUCUCUUUCACCAGCUCUGCCGCAUGGAAGAAGAUCUAUGGUCAACGGUCACCGGAAUUCUCCAAAUGUUUCGACGGUCGUGGCAUUGCUGGCCCCGGGGCAACCAAUCCGGCAGUACGCAACGGCGGAAUUGUCACCGCCGACCAGGAGCCCCAUGCUCGGCUUAGAAAAGCAGUGUUGCCGGCUUUCAGUGAGCGGGCACUCCGCGAGCAAGAGGAAAUCCUGCAACUGUACGCAAGCAAGCUUGUAGAGAAACUUCGAUCAUCCAGCGAAAGCGGCACACCUCAAGACAUGGUAAAAUGGUUCAGCCUUACUGCGUUUGAUGUCAUUAGUGACCUGGCAUUUGGGCAAGCUGCAGGAUGCUUGGACGAUGCAUCUCAGCCAUGGUUGCAAGUCAUUGGAACACGAGCCCAGGGUAUUGUCAGGUAUCAAUUCGCCAUUUACUACGGCCUCGAGAAGUGGCUAGAAUGGCUCGCUCCUAAGGCCCAAAAGUUGGCCUUGAAGAAGCACGGAGAGCUCACCGCCGCCAAAGUCAAGCGGAGGCUUCAGCAGACUGAGAACAAGAAGGAUUUCAUGAGUUACAUCUUGGAGAACCCUCAAGCUGAUUUGAGCAACGCCGAUCUGGUCAGAAUGGCUUCCGCUUUCAUCGUUGCCGGGAGUGGUACUGCGGCUACUGCCUUGUCUGGUAUCACGUAUUUCUUGUGCAAAAGCCCGGACAAAUAUGCCAAGUUGACGGAAGAAAUCAGAGGCGCGUUCUCCACAGAAGAAGAAAUCACGAUGACUUCGACUGGAGAAUUACGAUACCUCAAAGCAACGAUUGAGGAAGGAUUGAGAAUCUAUCCCCCAAGCCCGAGCGCACUCCCGCGAUUCGUGCCGGGUGCCGGCGAGGAUAUCGAUGGCAAAUGGGUGCCUGGUGGGACUGCAGUUGGGGUUCACCAACUUUCCGCGUCUCGCUCAAAACACAAUUGGACAAACCCAAAUGACUUCAUCCCUGAACGAUGGAUGGAUGAGUCAAGUUUCGACAGUGAUGACAGAUCUGCAAGUCAACCUUUCUCAUUUGGACCGAGAAAUUGCAUUGGAAAAAGCAUGGCUUACGCUGAGUUGCGCAUUGUCCUGGCGAAGCUGUUGUGGAACUUCGAUCUUGAGCUCGUCGACAGUUCAGAAGAUUGGGUGCGCCAGCAAAAGAUAUACCUCAUCUGGCAAAAGGUGCCGUUGAUGGCGAAGUGCCGCCCGAGGCUUUGA